AUGCGGAUACCUCUCCUUCUCGCCCUCCUGCUCCAGACUAUCGCGGUCGCCAGCACAGGCAUCAGCCUGCCACCGCCUCCCCACGACCCUCCACUAACCGACCACGCCGUCCAAUUCCCGUGGAAAUCCCAGCAGGCCACCGCAGCCGACCACACCACCAAAACCCGGCUCUACGCCCUCGCCGCGCAACAGCAGCAGCAGCAGCCGCACUUCGCCCACUACCUGCAACACUACCUGGGUAACACGGGCACGGACGCCGACAUCUCACCGGACGAGCUGCUGGCGGCGCUCCCCCGCUUCUACGAGGAGGUGCAAACGCUGGUGACCUUCAAGGCGCGCCUGGCCGCCGCGGAUCUGGUCGCGGGCGUGCGGCCCACCGUCCUCUUCAGCAGCUUCUGGCACGAAUACGCCACCACCAGCGAGGAAGGCUGGGAUUGGUUCCUCGCGCUGGAUCGGUUCCGGUACAGUGUCACGGGCGCCGUGCAGCUCGCCGCGGACAGCGCGGCAGAACCAAAAGUGCAGUUUCGGGUGGAUGUGCUGCGCACGUUUGACUUCUCGGCCGGCCGGGAGAUCGUGCUCGGUCGGUAUGAGUAUCGCGAUGCGCAGCUGGUCGACUUGCAGGUCAAGGGGCUGGCGCGGGAGUUUGUGAUUCGGGGGUCGAGCCUGGGGUAUUACCUGGAGCAGGAGCAGCAGCAGCAGCAGCAGCGGCGGCGGCAGCAACAGGAGGAGGAGGGGGAUAGCACAAUAUCCGUACAUCCAUAG
This is a messenger RNA of Aspergillus japonicus CBS 114.51, 762 nucleotides long. RefSeq lists its product as uncharacterized. The transcript has a single exon. The record is from RefSeq and is a predicted model, not a curated record. NCBI's taxonomy places the organism in Eukaryota, Fungi, Ascomycota, Eurotiomycetes, Eurotiales, Aspergillaceae. Bases 1 to 762 code for a protein of 253 amino acids.